AUGGCGCAGAAGACAAACGAGACUUACGGAUACUAUACCGGCGCGUAUCCAUUCGACGAGGACCGAGCCAUAUACGGUCUAGGGCCGAACCGUGAUAUGCCUUCCCUAUGUCCUAACUGCAAGGGCAACCCAAGAGACCGAAUGAACUGCACUCAAUGUGGUGCCACGGGGAUGCUGGGUGUUCCCGGUAUUAGCGCGAGCACUGGACAACGAGACAGAAACCAGGCGACUUCAUCGGGAGGAUCGAGUUCGGGACGUGGUAGCUCCAGAGGGGGCUCGUCUAUUUUCCGCGACUCCAAGAGCUGA
This is a messenger RNA of Daldinia caldariorum, 306 nucleotides long. RefSeq lists its product as uncharacterized. The record is from RefSeq and is a predicted model, not a curated record. The coding region runs from base 1 to 306 and encodes 101 amino acids. The transcript has 2 exons. Lineage: Eukaryota; Fungi; Ascomycota; Sordariomycetes; Xylariales; Hypoxylaceae.